Messenger RNA from Schistosoma margrebowiei, 1976 nucleotides. The record is from the annotation of a GenBank genome assembly. NCBI's taxonomy places the organism in Eukaryota, Metazoa, Platyhelminthes, Trematoda, Strigeidida, Schistosomatidae.
AUGAUCGCUAGUGGUUUAAGAACAAAUACACGUUUGAAAGUGUUAGAUCUAUCGAAAAAUCUUAUACGGUGUGAAGGAGCUUUAGAAAUUGCUAAAGUCUUAGCCAACAGCAUUAAUUUGCAAUGGCUCAGUUUACACUGGAAUCAAAUACGUUCAAGUGGAGCCUUUGAAUUUGGAAAUUCAUUAGAGUGCAACAAGUCACUUUUGUACCUAGAUAUUUCAUGGAAUGGAUUUAAUGGAAAAUGUUUGGAAAAUCUUGGCAAAGGUUUGAGUCGAAAUUGUCAUUUAGAAGAAUUAAACUUGAAAUAUAAUCGUAUUGAUUUAAAGACUAUUAUCUCAUUUGCAGACUGUUUAUACACAAAUAAAUCCUUAAAGAAAUUAUGUCUUGGUUUCAAUCCAUUGACAAUGGCAGGUAUUCAUGAAUUAAUUUAUGUAAUUGAAAACUCAACACAAUGUAUACUUGAAGAAUUAGAUUUAGAAGGAUUGACAAUUAAUGAAAACAUUUUACAACAAGUACAUCGUAUUAAUCGCAAACGACAUUUCGUAUUAAAAGUCGCCAAAUGUAUCAGAUGGGAACCUCGCCAAGGAAAAUACAGUAAAACAGAUCCAGUGACAUUUUUAAUAAAUUACCUCAGUAGACAUGGAAUGCGUAUAUUAGAUUUAUACCAUUUGUUAGAUCCUCAACAAACUGGAGUGAUAAGUGAAGCUCAAUUCACAGAAAGAAUGAUUAAAAAUCAAAUUCCGUUAAAUCCUGAUGAUCUCAAAAUAUUGAUUAAUUAUAUUGAUUCAGAGAGAACUGAUAAAAUAACUUAUAAACUGCUUGCAAGCCGAAUUUAUUAUUUUCGAAUCAGUGUUGGUGAACAGUUACGAAUUAAAGCAACCGAAUUGUCAAAGCAUCAAUUAGAUCAACACAGAUUAUUUGUACGUCCAGAAGGACCAGAUAUAAUUGACAAACCACCAAAAGGAUUUCCUUCUAAAACAAAAAGAUCUGUUGCUAAUUCAAAAAAACAAUUAUCCAAAACGUCAAAUGCAAACCUUAUAACGGAUCCAGGUAAAAGUAGCCGAAACUUUGCAAACGGCCAAGAAAAAGUGUAUCCGAAAGCAAAUUCUAGUGACGAGUUGCAGAAAGAAAAAAAUGAUCUGCCCAUAAAUUAUACAGAAACUUUGAAAACAAAAGAGAGCAAACCUAAUUGUGCAUCCAUCAUCACUAAAGUAUCUAGCUAUGAUUCAGGUGAAAUUUUAGACCGAAUGAAAAAGUUGGAUCAUGGGAGUACAUCAGAUAAACACAAACCUUUAAAUAUACCGAAAUACAAAGAUUUUGGCAAACCAGUUAACGAAACUACAGUUAAUUCCAAACUUCAUAUUAUUCCAAUAACUGAAGUUUUCGAUAAGAAAUAUUUUCAAGAUUUUCUUUAUUCGUAAUUCAUACACAAAAAUAUAAAACGGUUAUGACACACAAACUAAAUUAAUCAUGAUUCGCGUUUCGCAAAUACUUUAAACGUUUUUCUGUUUGUUGAACGAAUAAGUCAUCUGUCUGCUCCAACCUCAUUAAGAGCUAACUGUAUAAACAUAAUAAUUAUCAAAAUGUUUUCACAUUUAAUUAGAUUCAUUACUUAAUUAAACCUCUUACCCCCUUGGAAUGUAGGCCAUCGACCUUAAAUCUCCAACCAUAUCUAUCUUAGGCUUUCCUUGCCAAUCGUUGCCAAGUCCUAUUCAUGUUUUGACAUUCGUCUCCAUUUCUCGAUGUCAUCCGGUUUUUGCCGGCCUCAUUCCUUUCUGAAUUACAUAUUAAAAGUUAGGACUUGCUUUGUGGUACAGUUUGCUGAUUUUCAUAAUGAGUAUUCCAGUCUUCUCCAUUACGUUUUUUAAAUUCCUUCUUUAGCUGGUGUUUGUUUGAUUCUCUGUCAUGGUAGGUUUUUGCUGAUCUUGUGUAGAAAGCUAUGUACAAAUACCUGAACAUAUUUGGUGAUGGUUGU